AGGAUAGAAACUGGCCAUAUCCUCAUUCUUUGACCCGAAUAGAUGUGAGGUAACCCGAUUUGAACCGAAACAUCUCGUGGGUCGAAACCCAUUUAGGGUUCAGUAAUUAGGGUUUAAGGGUUUUCAUUUUUCUCAUUUUCCCUCUUUGAUUCUCAAUUUUCUUUCAGAUUUCUUCAUUUCAACACAAAUAUCGAAUAGUAAUUCCAAUUUUUUUUUUUCUCUCACAGAUGCAAAAUAUCUGAUGCAUCAACGUAUAGUAUUAUCCAGUUAUCAGGUACUUAAAUUUACUUCAGUUUUCUCACCAAAAAUCAGUUCUUUAUUUAUCCCUAAAUUGAAUAUUUGUAACCCUAGAAGAAAUAAUGAGCAUACUGUAUUUCGUGCAUUUAUGUAUACUUCCACACACUCUAAUAAGAGAAGAACACCUGACCCUAAUGAUCCAGCCACGUUAAUGAAAGAAGAUGGCAUAUCACUUUGUUGUAAAAUGUGGAUUGAUAGUUUUCGAGAAACCGAUAAAACGGUUACUAAUGUAACUGAUUAUUUAAGGAGAUUUGAAUUGUGGGUAUUGGCUUAUCAAAAGGUUAGUGCUGAUGAUACCGGUGCGUAUAUGCCACGGAGUGGGAUUACGCGUUCAGCACUUGAGGAUUUAUUGGCAUUGAGAAAUGCAGUUCUUGAUAAUAGAUUUAAAUGGGGUGCUAGGUUGGAGUUUUUUAUUAGAUCGCCGAGGGAUAAGACGGAUUAUGAGUCGUUGUCUAAAAGGAAGAUUAAAGCUAUCUUGACUACAACACAGCCAAGUCCAUUUCAAGAUAGGAUUGUGCAGGAAGUGUUGUUUAUGAUAUUGGAACCGAUUUAUGAGGCUCGGUUUUCACAAAAGUCUUUUGCUUUUCGACCUGGAAGGACUGCGCAUACAGCUUUGAGGGUUAUUAGGAGAAGCUUUGCGGGGUAUUUGUGGUAUAUAAAAGGAGAUUUAAGUACUGUUUUGGAUGGGAUGAAGGUUGGGAUGGUCAUUGGUGCUUUAAUGAGGGAUGUUAGAGAUAAGAAGGUUGUUGAUUUGAUAAAGGCUGCGUUAACUACUCCUGUGAUAACUACCACUGAUGAUGGUGAGAAAAAGAAGAAGAUAAAAAGAAAGUAUCAGAAGAAGAGAGUUCUAGCAGAUGAUGAGCCGAAGCCUGAUCCAUACUGGCUGGAAUCAUUCUUUGGGUUUGCUCCAGAGGAGGCUGAGAAAGUUCCUUCGUGGGGGCAUUGUGGUAUACUCAGUCCACUUCUGGCUAACGUUUGCCUUGAUGAGUUGGACCGCUGGAUGGAAGGUAAGAUUCAGGAGUUUUAUCGGCCUUCGAAGAAUGAUGUCAUUUGGAAUAGUCCAGAAGGGGAAGUAGAACAAGGAAAUACUUCUUGGCCCGAAUUUGUUCCUACUAGUGGGCCUGACAAGACCAGGAAGAUUGACUACAUCCGUUUUGGUGGUCACAUUCUUAUAGGGGUAAGGGGACCAAGAGCAGAUGCUGCAACACUAAGAAAGCAGUUGAUUGAGUUUUGUGAUCAGAAAUACAUGCUCAAGCUUGAUAAUGAGAGCCUUCCUAUUGAACACAUAACGAAAGGUAUUAUGUUUCUUGAUCAUGUAUUGUGCCGUAGAGUAGUCUAUCCCACACUCCGAUAUACUGCUACUGGUGGGAAAAUCAUUAGUGAAAAAGGUGUAGGGACACUGUUGUCUGUCACAGCUAGCCUGAAACAGUGCAUUAGACAAUUUAGAAAGUUGAAUUUUCUCAAGGGGGACAGGGAUCCAGAUCCACAGCCGUGUUUUCGGAUGUUUCACGCUACUCAAGCUCAUACAAAUGCUCAGAUGAAUAAGCUUUUAUCAACAAUGGUGGAAUGGUUCAGGUAUGCUGAUAAUAGAAAAAAAAUUGUUAACUUUUGUUCUUAUAUCAUUAGGGGUUCACUUGCUAAGCUCUAUGCUGCAAAGUACAAGCUUCGGUCACGAGCAAAGGUUUACAAGGUUGGCUCUAGGACUCUUAGUCGUCCUCUGAAGGAGAAAAAGGGGCAGUCACCAGAAUACCAUAAUUUGUUGAGGAUGGGUCUGGUGGAAUCAAUAGAUGGGCUCAUGUACACCCGCAUGUCCUUGGUACCGGAAACCGAUUAUACCCCCUUUCCAAUGGCUUGGAGGCCUGAUCAUGAGAAGGCACUGCUGGAGUAUAUAAAGCUGAGUGACCGGAAAACUUUGGAGGAGCAACAGAACUGCCUUAAAGAACAAGGUCUGAUCUCACCUCAGGAUUACAUUUCAAUGCUUGUCUGGAACUACAAAAGAAAUGAUGUUCCAGUAGAUCAGAAAAGUUUGUUACUGGGCACAGGUGUGGAGAAAGUUAAUGUAAGAAAUGAAAGUGAUGAAGAUGAUGAAGAAGGGGUAUAUGCAGAAGAAGGUUAAGGGAGAUUAGAGUUUUUGGAGGUCCUUUAGGCAUUUUGUUCUUCCGACAGAAAAGCAGAUACUAUAAGAUUUUAUGGUACUAAAGUUACUUGUGUUAUCAAGAAGAGUGUAGCAGCUUGUAUUCCUUGCAACCAAACCAAGGCAAGUGCCACCGGCCAUUGCAAGAUUCCAAGCAACUUCAUCCUGAUCCUGAACUUCUUCUUGCUUAAGAAGUGUCUCCAAUAGCAUAGGGACUAAGUGCAGGGAGAGCCUGCUUGAUGAAAUUAUAGCAAGGAACAUCAGAAUCUGCGUAAAAUCACCCUCACAAUAUUCUAAAAUAUCAAUCUCCUCAGCACAGAUCGAGCUUCAAAAUUCAAUGGCUUGAAGAGCAACAACAGAACAAUUUCCCUUGGGUUCGACAGUAUUUGGAAACUUUUGUGAUCCAUGUCUACUUGAACUUCCCUUUGCUGAUAAAUUGGAGUGGUACAGCAUAGGCUAGCAUGAUCCCUGCGCAACGAUAACAUGCACCAAAGCAUAAUGGAUAGAUAAGUCACAUUUUUAGUCUUUCUUAAAGCAUAAUGGAUAGAUAAGUCACAUUUUUAGUCUUUCUUACUACUUUUGUCACUUAAAUGUCCUCACAGUUAUUUAACUGGUUAUCUGUCUUUUGUGGUCGAAUUUAAAGAAAACUAAUGGAAAAGCUUGUACUUAGAAGGGGUACCAACAUCAUUUGAUUGGGCAACAAGACUUUAAAAAUGUAAAUGCUUGUAUCUGCUGGACGUAGUACUUCAUUCUUUUGCUGGAGAAUACAAUGUAUAAUCCUGCUACGACAUUCAUUGUUUAAUGGAGACUAUUUAUCAAAGCAGAAAACUGUUUGUUUCUUUAAUGACUAACAAUGAAAGCUAGUGCAAGUUUGAUAUUAAGAAAUGCACUGAUGUGAAAAAUUAAAGAGGCAGUGGAGUUGGACCAGCAUAUUAAUGUUUUUGUUUGCUUGUUUGAUAAAUUAGCACAACUUCCAAUCACUUUCAUUUAAAAUGUAAGUACCCUGAUCUCGUUUGGUAAGGGAUUUAAACUGUUUUGUUUAAUGCACUGGCCAAAUUGUGAUUUGUCGGAUUGUCAUACAUGUCCAUUUUUGAGAUCAUGCUUGCAAGAUAACCCUGACUGUGUGCGCCAAGUUGUGCUAUAUGAGCUUGUCUAAGAUAAUGAUUCUGUUUUUACUUGUUCAUUCCACAGUGUUCCUCUAGCACAGACAAAAAGACACCAUCUCACAAAAGUAUUAAUGUACAAAAAUUAAGACAAACGAGGGUUGAGAAAAGGGUAUAUAUCAAACAUGGAGCAAAAACCGGAGUUAUGGUCUUAACUAUUCAUUACCAUCAAAAUCUCAUCCUUUACAAUUAUCCAAAAACUAGCUUCAGUAAAACCCUAAUAACAACUAUUAAUACUAAGGGUUACUUAAGACAUAAGUAAUUAUCCAAAAUACACUUAGGCUAUAACUCUUAUUAAAUAAGCUUAAUGGACUAGUUAGGCGCCAUCCUUCUUGGGACAGCCCACUUCCUCCGUUGUGCUUCUUUAUAUUACUCUCUUAAGUCUUGGUCUCCUCUUUUGUAAAUAUCCAUUUAAGCAUAUUAAGGAUCCUGUGGUCUUCUCUUAUCAAAAGGAUCUUGUGGUCGCCCUUCCAAACUCUUCUAAAUCACGCUAAGCUCUUGAUGUUAAUAUGGAAGCCUCCAAUCUCAUGAGUGCCUCUCGUGCCUACAUCAAGUUAUUAUAAUAUAACUAUGAUUUAUGGUGUUAGCCUGU
Molecule: messenger RNA, 4186 nt
Organism: Lycium barbarum (goji berry)
Lineage: Eukaryota; Viridiplantae; Streptophyta; Magnoliopsida; Solanales; Solanaceae
Product: nuclear intron maturase 2, mitochondrial
Exons: 4
Coding region: 242-2413 (723 amino acids)
Biological process (GO): mRNA processing
Source: RefSeq, a predicted model, not a curated record